AUGGCGGCGCUGAAGCUGUUUGAAUGCAAGCUUGAUAAUGUGGCAAGCACGGGCCCUGAGCAGCCACACCGUCUCUACACGUUCGGCGGCUGUAUCUAUGAGCUUUCCAGCCUGCAGGAGGGCAGCACAAGUAAGGGCGCAGGUGAGCCGCCCUCGCAGCCACCCGUGAGUCGCUCUACCACGACGCCGACGACUGGAGCGGCAGGGCUCAGGAGUAGCAGUGGCAGCGGCAUGGAGGGCGGCACCCAUACGCGCGUACCACGUGCGGAGGCCGGCAUCGCUUUAUCCUGCGCUGAAGACGGAACGCGUCUGCCCGCAGACACUUCCUGCCCGUCCAUCAUCAUACGGUUUGUGUGCCCGAUCCCGUAUGCCCAACUAAACCGGUACAACAACCUUGACCACGCACUGAGCACAGCGUUGCGUCAGGUGGCACCUCACUGCACAUACGGCUUGCCUUCUGCCUGCCCCGCUGAGGCGGCAUCCGCAGCGGCAGCGUCGCUCUCCUCCAUCGCUCUAUGCAUUCCAUCCGAGGUGACGCCUCAAGAGAGAUGCGCAGCGGCAACGUUCGCCGCCGAUCUGAGCCUGCACGCUCUUCGGCCGGUCCUCGAGGGACUUCUCCAGCGCAGCGGCGCUACCAUGCAGCAGGAGUGUUUGCUACUGCUGCCUCGCACCGGGACCACGACGAACACGGCCGCUUCGCAGCCGGUGAUCGACUCAGCCUCCAUCUUCUCUGCAGCAGCCCUCUUCAUCACGGCUACGCCGACGCCUGCCGCACCGGUGUCGCCCGGCACAAGCUCGUCGGCCAAGACGGCGUCGGCAUGCUUCUAUAGCGGCACCCUCUCCAUCACCGUUUGCGUUGGCACCGACGACAAGGGCGAUGCUGCACUCAUACGGCGCUACCUGGACGCCUUCGCCGACGUGAAGAGGGCACCGGUGCUGCUGCUCGUUCGAGAAUCGGCAGAGCCGCCGCCAGGGGUUGCCGCUGAGGCUGGCUCGGCGAUGAAAGUCGAGCACGUGUACGUGUGGUGGUGCACCUUUCUUCUCGCCCCGCAUCAGAUUACCUCUGUAGCAUCUGUGGAGCGGGUGCUGCGCUGGGCGCGUGAACUGCGGCCGACGGCUCUCUUUCACGUGCACCAGGAACGGAUGGCGAUGCAUGCGCUGCUGCGUCAACAACUGAACAGGUAUGCUGCUCACUUUGACUGA
This is a messenger RNA of Leishmania mexicana MHOM/GT/2001/U1103, 1203 nucleotides long. Its product is annotated as putative ARP2/3 complex subunit. Gene Ontology annotation, cellular component: actin cytoskeleton; Arp2/3 protein complex. The record is from RefSeq and is a predicted model, not a curated record. The coding region runs from base 1 to 1203 and encodes 400 amino acids. Gene Ontology annotation, biological process: actin filament polymerization; Arp2/3 complex-mediated actin nucleation. The transcript has a single exon. Lineage: Eukaryota; Euglenozoa; Kinetoplastea; Trypanosomatida; Trypanosomatidae.